Molecule: messenger RNA, 3177 nt
Organism: Heterotrigona itama
Lineage: Eukaryota; Metazoa; Arthropoda; Insecta; Hymenoptera; Apidae
Source: the annotation of a GenBank genome assembly
AAACUUCAUAAUUUUUGAACUGUAAUGAACAAAAUACAUUAUAUGUUGGAUGUUAGAUCUAUAUUUUAUUUUGUUUAUGGUUAUACCAAUAUCAGUAAAUUUUUACUGUUUGAAAUUAGCCGGAGAUGUAAACAGUGUUAUGUGAAUUCGUAUAGUAAUUUUAGCAAUGUUAAUCGCAUGUAGAAUCUUUAUAAAUAUAAUGAGUACAUGGAAAUUAUUACAGCGUCGCUGUUACGACUUACUUUCAUAUAAAUAUUCGCUACUGGUGAUAUUAACAGCGUUUACUUGCAUAUUUAUUGGUAUUGUUCAUUUUGGUGAGAUGUGGAUAACUUGGAGUAAAGAGAAGUAUGAAGCAGUGUUCCAUUCUUUCAAUGACAAUAUAUUAGGUAUUUCUUUCCAAAAAAAACUAUGCCAACAUGUUCCAAUAGAUGUUGUAUAUACAUGGGUCAAUGGCUCAGAUCCAGUCUUUGUAAAAAAUCUUAAAGAGCAUGUUUCUGUUAUGGAUGUUAACACAGCUACUUCCAGAUUUAGUGAUAAAGAUGAAUUAAGGUAUUCAUUACGUUCAUUGGAAAUGUACGCACCUUGGGUGAGACAUGUAUAUAUUGUUACAAAUGGUCAAAUACCAAGUUGGUUAGAUAUGGAUAAUCCUAAAGUCACACUUAUUACUCAUGAAGAUAUAUUUUUAAAUAAAAGUGAUCUUCCAACAUUUUCUAGUCCAGCUAUUGAAAGUCAUAUUCAUAGAAUUCCUGGUAUUUCAGAUAAAUUUUUAUAUUUUAAUGAUGAUGUAAUGUUAGGAGCAGAAGUAUGGCCAGAAGAUUUUAUUACACAAGCAAGUGGUCAAAAAAUAUAUCUUGCAUGGUGGGUUCCUGAUUGUUCAGAUGUUUGCCCUUGGGCCUGGGUGGGUGAUGGGUCAUGUGAUCCUGCUUGUAAUACAACAUUAUGUGAAUUUGAUGGAGGAGAUUGUGAUAGCACACCAGUUCCUACUGAUAGUGAAGCUCUCGAGGAAGAAGGAGACUAUCCACACAAACUUCUACAAAAUCCUUUAGAAAAUACUAACUAUGGAUUAAAAUUUUUAAAUAUAUUGAGAAACAGAAGUAUAAAUACUAUAUGGAACGAUGCAGAAUCAUUUAUUCAACAAACGUCACCAAGUGUGAUCGCAAACUCAAAACUACAUAAAUUGAUGCUGUCAAAAGUGAUGAGUAAGACAAGAUAUCAAACGUUGAACAUUACUGAAAGACGUUUACAACUGAAACGUUAUUUAAACGAUGAUGUUAUGAAUUUAUCUCAAGUUAGUAGUACUAUAAACGUUAAUCAUAAAUCAACCCAUUCUGAUCAAUGGAAACUUAGAACAAGACAACUUGAUACAUACGCUGAAUCUUUAUUAUAUGUGAACAAAAUAUAUAAUAUGGCAUAUGGUUUCGAACGUAGGAGAGUACCUGCUCAUAUGCCUCAUUUAAUAGAUAAAUGGAUCGUUUCUGAUAUGCAACAAAAAUUUGAACAUGAAUUUAAAAAAACAUCUAGCCAUAAGGUUAGAAACUCUGAGGAUAUGCAAUAUGCUUUCUCUUAUUUUUACUUUCUAAUGAGUGAAAAACGGAAAAUACCCAUUGAAAAAAUAUUUGAUACAUUUGACACGGAUAAAUCAGGCACUUGGUCAGACAGAGAAAUUAGGACUCUUCUAUCUAGACUUUAUCCACUUCCUCUUGAUUAUAAUCUAGUCGUUGAAUUUGAGAAUGCAAUAACGAAUUGCUCAAAUCAUAUAAAAGUUAAUCAAAUAUUAAAUCCACCAUCUGGAGAAAGAUAUUUGGAUUCAUCUCUUCCAACAGUAACUAAAGAACUAGUAACAAAAUGCGAAUCUAUUUCACGAAAGGUUGGAAGCAAAUUCGGUGAAGAAAAACUCUACCCACACGAAAUAAUUAAAGCUGGAAAAAAUGAAAUAUUCGAAAUGUUAACGAGCAACGUGUCUUUAACUGUACAACUUUUAGACGAGAUACGCAGAGAUCCAAAAAAAUUUAUUUGUUUAAAUGAUGAUAUGGAUCCUCUUCGACAUUCUGAAAACGAGAUAGUUCGGGCAUUAUUAAAUGACUUUUAUCGCUCACUCUAUCCAUUACGCAGUACUUUUGAAUUGCCUAUGCAAUAUCGAAAUCUUUUCACUGAUCGGCAUAAACUCCUUGAGUGGAGAACUAAUCGAACAAGAACCAGAAAUUUGUUGUUAUGUCUUAUUUUUUUAUUACUUGUUACAACUUUUUAUCAUUUAUUUUAUCAUCAAGUACGGCGAUUAUUUAGAAUACGUACAUUACCCACCUUGCUUGUGUAAAUUUGAGAUAUGAAUAACAAAAAUAGAAUGAUACAUAUUGAAACAGGGCAAUCUUUUCUAAAUGUUUUAUGAAAGAUAAAACAUGUGUAUAUUUGUAAAGAUAAUUCUUUUACAAAAUUUAUACUAUUUUAGCAGACAAUGCAUAUAUUUUGUUGCAUAUUUUACAUCUACAAGUCCAUCCACAAUUUAGAAUUAAUAUUUAAAGAAACAAAAUAUGAAUCUCUAUGUUUAUUCUAAAAAUUUUUUUUUUAAAUAAUGUUUGCUACUAAAAUGAAUAUACUUUAUAAAAUAUAAUAAGAUAUGAACAGAUGUUUAGUAUCGUGUUAAAAUUAAGUAAAACGUUCCUGUGAUAUUGAAGCAGUACUAAUUGUUUUUGUUUCUCUCUCCCUCUCUCUCUCGCCCCUCUCUCUUUUAAUAAAAUGAGAAGAUAGAUCUGAUAAAUUUUUUUCUAAGAUAAGUGUAUAAUAACGUAACAAUAUUACACUAAUAUUUGAAAAAUUAUACAUAUAAGAUUUUGAAAAUAUAUAACAAUUUUGAGGUGUUAUUAAUUUAUAAUAUUUUAAUACAUAUUUCUAUUGUAAUACAUAAUACAUUUUUUUACUCAUCCGGUUGACAAUUGUUCAGAUGUAAAAUGUACCAAAUUUGUACUUACUAUUAAAAUAUUAAGCACAUUAUCAUUAUAAUAAGUAAAAGAUAUCAUCGAAUAUCAUUGAAUAUCUUUUUAAUUUCUAAUUCUAUAUUUAUUUUGUAUUUUGGAACCAUGUAUAUAAAUAUUUAUAUACAUAAAUAUACUCAUCUAAAUAAAAAGUAUUUAAUGAUAUUUUAUAAAUUAUGAAACAUAUUAAUGUUUAUUUAGAUGCUGA